AUGGAUCUAAGUCUCAUCAUGUCGGAAUCGACAUCCUCAUCACAGCCAUGGUCCUUAACUGGCAAGACGGCGAUAGUUACCGGAGGAUCACGGGGCAUUGGACGAGGGAUUGCAAUUCAUUUUGCGAAGAAAGGUCUAGCCAAUCUUGCCAUUACAUACGUCGCAAACAAGGCAGCAGCAGAGGAAACCAUUAAAACUUGCCAAGAACUCGGUGUUCGACGAGCCAUCAUGAUUCAAGCAAACAUGGCCGAUCACAACGUUGCGCAGAGAGUCAUCAACGAAACCAUUGACGGCUUGGAGACGAAAACCAUCGACAUUUUGGUCAACAAUGCCAUACUGGGUGACGUGAAAUACAUGUCCCCAGUUGGCGAGACCGGUCCGGAAGACUUUGCGGUAAUGAUGCACGCCAAUGUGUUCUCACCCGUCAGUCUGACUGUCGCCUUCAUGGCCCAUGCACCAACGUAUGGCGGACGUGUAAUCAACAUUUCCAGUAUUGCUGGGAAGCUAGGAAAUCGGGAUCCCAUCAUGACUUAUGGUGCCACCAAAGCCGCCCUCGAGAGUUACACGAGAUCUUUUGCAUACCAAUUUUCCGCAGAGAGAGGUAUGACUUUCAACAGCGUGAGUGUUGGCCCGACAGCUACGGAUGCUCUUGAGGCAGCCAAGAGCGCCUUCGACGCCGGCUUUUUCCAGAAGCAGAUCGAGGAAAUCACAGCUGCACCAAGAAUCGGAGAGCCGGAAGACAUUGCUUACAUUGUCGGGUUCCUUGCGAGCGAAGAGGGUAGAUGGGUUAAUGGCGCUGCGGUCAGUGCGAAUGGAGGUCACCGGAGCACCCUAGCAGCUUUUGGUUAG
This is a messenger RNA of Colletotrichum truncatum, 849 nucleotides long. Its product is annotated as short chain oxidoreductase. The record is from RefSeq and is a predicted model, not a curated record. Gene Ontology annotation, molecular function: oxidoreductase activity. Lineage: Eukaryota; Fungi; Ascomycota; Sordariomycetes; Glomerellales; Glomerellaceae.